This is a messenger RNA of Sinocyclocheilus anshuiensis, 1184 nucleotides long. RefSeq names its product pyroglutamyl-peptidase 1-like. Gene Ontology annotation, cellular component: cytosol. The coding region runs from base 101 to 727 and encodes 208 amino acids. Lineage: Eukaryota; Metazoa; Chordata; Actinopteri; Cypriniformes; Cyprinidae. The transcript is spliced from 5 exons. Gene Ontology annotation, biological process: proteolysis. Gene Ontology annotation, molecular function: pyroglutamyl-peptidase activity. The record is from RefSeq and is a predicted model, not a curated record.
GAGAGGAAGAGCUGAACACGGUGUGUGUUUAUAUCAGCUUGUGAAGCGCUCGUCUGAUGAUCGCUGUUCUGUUCUUGAUCGAAACUCCGAUUCCUCAGCGAUGGAGCAGAAGAAGACGGUUAUCGUGACAGGCUUUGAGCCGUUCGGUGAACACGCUGUCAAUGCCAGCUGGGUGGCAGUACAGGAGCUGGAGAAACUGGGUUUGGGUCACGAUAUAAACCUUCACGUUGCUGAAGUUCCCGUGGAGUAUCAGGCGGUCCAGAGUCUUCUGCCGUCUCUAUGGAAACAGCAGCUUCCUCAAUUAGUGGUCCAUGUUGGAGUGUCCGGGAUGGCCACGACAGUAACGCUUGAACAGUGUGGUCAUAACCAGGGUUACAUGCGCCUGGAUAACUGCAGCUUCUGUCCGGAGUCACGCUGCUGCAUGGAGGGAGGACCGGACUGCAUUCAGUCUGUCAUAGACAUGGACGCCGUCUGCAAGAGAGUCAACUCCUCCGGGCUCGGCGUCUCUGUGUCUGUGUCAAAGGAUGCCGGCAGGUAUCUGUGUGACUACACCUACUACAAGUCUCUGUUUCUGGGCGAGGGCAGGUCUGCGUUUGUGCACGUUCCUCCUCUAGGGAAGCCCUACAGCGCGGAGCAGCUCGCUCGGGCCCUCAGGGCCGUCAUCCUGGAGAUGCUUGAACUGAUGGAGCACAACAAGGGAAAGAAACACUGUCUGCACGACCAAUGAGAGCACAGGCCGAGUCUCGUACGCACAUAUGGAGCGUCGCUUUGGAUUCAAGAGUUCAUGCACAUUUGAAGACAUCAGUGUCUUAACUUGUGUGCUGCAUACUAGGAUCAGUCAGCUGGUUUGAGAUGCUAAACUCAAUCCUACGGCUGCGUUCAAAUAGUCAAGAAAGCACUUUAAUGGGGUGUACUUGAAACAUGCAGAGAUUUGGUAUUAUGCAUAAAAAAGACUUGGAAGUGAUGUGAAAACACUACGUAUACAUGGAGCUCUUUAAACCGUAUUUCAAAAAUGAUUUUUUUUUUAAACAGUCAAGGCAGAAUUUCUAAAAUCAUUAUUCACCAGAUUAAGUAUGUCUGUAGUAUAAAAUCAUUUAAACCAGGGUUAUUAUAAUUAAUAAAAAUUUGAAUGAUGCAUUUUUCUCACCAUGAAAAUAGCCGUAGAAUCUGGCAUGGCAUUAAAC